GAAAGGGCCAUGUAACGUGCGCCCAGGGCAUUGGUGCUGAUACAAACUGGCAGAAACAUCGAGUAGAAAUCACAGGCUGCACCACACUGCUCACUCAGAGACACAUGCAGCAACUACCUUCCCUCUUCCUUUUGACCCUGGCUGGGUUGUGUUUUUCAGCAGCUCUUCCACAAACAGCAGCCCCUCUUUUUAAUAAACCGUUUGUGGUUAUAUGGAAUGCUCCUAUCUACAAAUGCAAUCAACUGGAUGUCCCAUUGGAUUUGGAUGUGUUUCAGGCCAUCACCACACCAGCCAAAGUCCCGAACCAAACACUGACUCUUUUCUACAAAAAUCGAAUAGGACUCUUUCCUUACGCAGAUGUUAAAACUUUGACACAGUACAAUGGUGGCAUUCCACAAAAGGGAAACAUAACUGCCAGUCUGCAAAAAGCCAAAAAAGAGUUCAACCAGUACAUUCCAUCAUCUGCACCUGGCCUGGCUGUCCUUGACUGGGAGGAGUGGUUUCCUUUGUUUGAUCGAAAUACAGACUUAAGAGAGAUCUAUAAGGCAAUGUCCAUAAACUACACCCUUCAGCAGAAUCCCUCCCUUACAAGCAACCAAGCUACACUGAAAGCCAAAGAGCAAUUUGAGAAAGCAGCCAGAAGUUUCAUGGAAAAAACAUUGCAGUUAGGAAUCUCACAAAGACCAAAUAUUCUCUGGGGCUUUUAUUUGUUUCCUGACUGCUACAACUACGAUUUUGAGAAACCAAGCUAUACAGGGAGAUGCUCUCAGACCACAACACAGUUAAAUACUGAACUUCUCUGGCUGUGGGAGGCAAGCACUGCCCUCUUCCCAUCAGCAUACAUGCCUGUUUCUAUAAGUGGAACCCAGAAAGCAGCCCUAUUCAUCCGAAACCAGGUGCUAGAGGCAAAGAGAGUGGCAGAUAUUCCUCAGAGGCCCUACACUGCUCCUAUUUAUUUGUACUUGCGACCCCUUUUGCAAGAACAGAAGGAGAAAUACAUGCGAGAGGUCGACCUGAUUCAGAGUAUUGGUGAGAGUGCAGCUCUGGGGGCUGCUGGAUGUGUGCUAUGGGGAUCUAGCUAUGAUUUCAAUGACAAGGCAUCAUGUGAAUCCCUUUCUACAUACUUGUCUAACAUGCUAAAUAAAUACAUAAUCAAUGUUACAACUGCAGCUGAACUCUGCAGUGAUCUGCUGUGUCAAGGUAAUGGGCGCUGUGUCCGUAAAACCUAUGAUUCAGAUGACUACCUACACCUCAACAUAAACAGCUUUAAUAUACAGAAGAUUAAUGGGAUGUAUAAUGUCACUGGGGAACCUUCUAUCACUGACCUCACUGCCUGGGCUGACAAGUUCACUUGUCAGUGCUAUGAGGACAAGAAAUGCACAGGAUUGCCCUCAGGAUUUGAGUAUAGUGAUAGACGAUUCAUUGGACACCUGACAGUACUGCUUGCUACAUAUCUGCUAGGUGAAUUGUUGUAGUUUUCAAGAAAGUCACACAUUUUACACUAAAUGAAAUGAGGAAAUAAACAUUCCUGAGAAUUCAAUUCAACAUCUUAAGAACACUCAUUUCCUCCUGUCCCGAAUCCUGCCAUUAUAAAUGACUACAUUCCACUGAUUACCUGUGUGUUUUAUCUUUAUAAGAUUUGAUGUUUCUUUAAAUGGCUGAAGUAAAUGUUCACUACUAUAUAAAUAAUGUCCAGUGUAUGUAAGGAAUAAUUAACUACGGACCAUUUAAUUAUUAGAAAAUAAUGUACACUCGAUGAAGCAGAGAAGCCGUUACACAUCGGGUGUGCUUUAUUUUCAAAUAAUUCAAUGGACCAGA
Ictalurus furcatus (blue catfish) is the source of this 1818-nucleotide messenger RNA. Its product is annotated as hyaluronidase PH-20-like. The transcript has 4 exons. Gene Ontology annotation, biological process: carbohydrate metabolic process; hyaluronan catabolic process. The record is from RefSeq and is a predicted model, not a curated record. Bases 105 to 1475 code for a protein of 456 amino acids. Lineage: Eukaryota; Metazoa; Chordata; Actinopteri; Siluriformes; Ictaluridae. Gene Ontology annotation, cellular component: acrosomal vesicle. Gene Ontology annotation, molecular function: hyalurononglucosaminidase activity.